AAAUGGAUUUCUGCUGUUUGUUUUUGGCUAUUUUCAUUUUUAAUUUGGGAUGUGUGGCUUCGGAGUUGAGUUUGCGAUUCGUGUUCAUAAUAGAAUCGCACGAACAAGAUAUACCGCAGCUCAUCGGCCGAGGCCUAAAGUUUGCUGAGGAGGCCCAACCAGACCUGAGAGUGAGCGAGGCCAUCGUUUUGCUAGACCGAGAGAACGAAGAAGAAAGCUACAGACAAUUAUGCUCCGCCCUGUCAAACGGCGUGUCAAUGAUAGUGGACCUGUCCUGGACGCCAUGGGACUCGCUGGAGGAGCUGGCCAGUUCCUCGGGCGUGCCCCUGGUGCGGGCCCGGCUCGGCUCGCAGCACCUGGUCAGAGCUGUGGAUGAGUAUCUCGAGUCCAGGAACGCUACGGACGCGGCGCUGCUCUUGGAGAGCGAGGCAGACGUGGACCGGACUCUCUACGAGCUUCUCGGCGAGUCCAACGUCCGCGUGUGGGUGCACGCCGGCCUCACGCGGGACUCCGCACGAGCACUAAAGACGAUGCGGCCUGAACCGAGCUUCUUCAUCGUUGUGGGCAGCGGGGCGUUCGUCGCUGAUACUUAUAAAAGAGCUGUCAAAGAGAAGCUGGUCCGGCGAGACUACCGCUGGAACCUGGUGCUAACGGACUACUCGACCCUGGAGCUGCAGCCUAUCAAACCUGCUAUGGUGCUGCAGGUGGACCCUGUGGAGUGCUGCAAGGUCAUAGGGCAGAAGGAUGGGUGCAGCUGUUCGCAGGAUUUUGAGCGAAAGCAGCCGAUCCUCUCAGCCCUGCUCCAACUCCUGGUGGAAACGUACUCCAAGCUAGACGAUGAUGACUUCACAACACGGGUGGACUGCGACAACCUGGUGGCGGAGAACGGCACCAGGUCGAAGGUCUAUCGCCAGCUGGCUGAGGAGUUGGGGGCUUCGAAUGAGAGCCUGUUCUAUUGGGAUGCUGAAAGAUCCGGGAUCUUCCUCCGCUCCCGUUUCAUCCUGUCGACCUUGAAGCCGGAGACAGGUCUGCAACAUGCAGCCGUCUGGUCCGCUGAUGAAGAGUACAAGCUGCUCCCGGGGGUGUCCUUGGAACCUCUAAGACAGUUCUUUAGGAUCGGCACUGCUCCUGCCGUACCCUGGACAAUGCCGAAACUAGACCCGAAUACUGGAGAGCCGAUGUUCAACGAAGAUGGAGAACCGAUGUACGAGGGCUACUGUAUUGACCUCAUACAGAAGCUGUCUGAGUCAAUGGAUUUCGACUACGAAAUAAUAACCCCAAAAACGGGUUCGUUUGGGCGAAGACUGGCGAACGGGACGUGGGAUGGAGUAGUGGGGGACCUCAUGAGGGCUGAGACUGACAUAGCGGUGUCAGCGCUUACUAUGACGGCUGAGAGAGAGGAAGUGAUCGACUUCGUGGCGCCGUAUUUUGAGCAGAGCGGCAUACUUAUUGUGAUUCGGAAGCCUACUCGAAAGACCUCCCUCUUCAAAUUCAUGACCGUACUGCGGACCGAAGUGUGGCUGAGCAUCGUGGCGGCUCUAGUUUUGACCGGCUUCAUGAUCUGGUUGUUGGAUAAAUACUCACCUUACUCAGCGAGGAAUAAUCCUGAUGCAUAUCCGUACCCUUGCAGAGAAUUCACUCUUAAAGAGAGCUUCUGGUUCGCGCUGACCUCCUUCACCCCCCAAGGUGGAGGGGAGGCGCCGAAGGCGCUGUCAGGACGCACAUUGGUGGCUGCCUAUUGGCUGUUCGUGGUGCUUAUGUUGGCUACGUUCACGGCGAAUUUGGCGGCUUUCCUGACUGUUGAGAGAAUGCAGACACCUGUUUCGUCUUUAGAGCAGUUAGCACGCCAAUCUAGGAUCAACUAUACUGUGGUAGAAGGCUCCACCAUACACCAGUACUUCAUCAACAUGAAGUUUGCUGAAGAUACACUGUACAGGGUAUGGAAGGAAAUCACACUGAACGCGACAUCAGACCAGUCUCAGUACCGAGUGUGGGACUAUCCAAUCAGAGAACAGUAUGGGCACAUAUUGCUGGCCAUCAAUGCUUCUAUGCCUGUGCCAGAUGCUAAGACCGGGUUCCGACAGGUAGACGAGCAUACGGAUGCAGACUUUGCUUUCAUACACGACUCCGCCGAAAUCAAAUACGAGGUGACCCUGAACUGCAACCUCACAGAAGUCGGUGAAGUGUUUGCUGAGCAGCCGUAUGCCAUCGCCGUGCAGCAGGGCUCCAGGCUUCAGGAGGAGCUGUCCAGAGCUCUGCUGGAUUUACAGAAGGAGCGACUGUUGGAGCAGCUAGCUGCUAAGUACUGGAAUGAAACGGCACGACAACAGUGCCCUGAUGCUGACGAAUCUGAGGGUAUCACUUUGGAAAGUUUAGGCGGCGUGUUCAUAGCGACACUAUUCGGUCUCGGCCUCGCCAUGAUAACUCUGGCCUGGGAGGUGUUCUACUACAAACGGAAGGAGAAGAACAAAGUGCGACAGGAGGAGGAAACUAAGCCUAAGAAGGCCUUCGAGAAGGAUCUGGAGAAGAAAAUUGCUGGUGGCGUGGCCAGAUUGAGGAAGCGAGACAAAAAAGAGAAGAGAGGGCAAGUGACUAUUGGCGACACGUUCAAACCUGUGUCAGAAAAGGAUGGUGUUUCAUACAUUAGUGUUUAUCCUAAGACCGAGUACAAACCGUAGAUUAGUCAGUAUCAUAGAGUAGGACUGAUUUAGAU
This is a messenger RNA of Cydia splendana, 2713 nucleotides long. RefSeq names its product ionotropic receptor 25a (gene Ir8a). Gene Ontology annotation, molecular function: glutamate receptor activity; transmitter-gated monoatomic ion channel activity involved in regulation of postsynaptic membrane potential. The record is from RefSeq and is a predicted model, not a curated record. Gene Ontology annotation, cellular component: postsynaptic density membrane; plasma membrane. Lineage: Eukaryota; Metazoa; Arthropoda; Insecta; Lepidoptera; Tortricidae. Gene Ontology annotation, biological process: synaptic transmission, glutamatergic; modulation of chemical synaptic transmission; monoatomic ion transport. The transcript is spliced from 19 exons. The coding region runs from base 3 to 2678 and encodes 891 amino acids.